This is a messenger RNA of Vespula pensylvanica (western yellowjacket), 1247 nucleotides long. RefSeq names its product superoxide dismutase [Cu-Zn]-like. NCBI's taxonomy places the organism in Eukaryota, Metazoa, Arthropoda, Insecta, Hymenoptera, Vespidae. The transcript is spliced from 4 exons. The record is from RefSeq and is a predicted model, not a curated record. Bases 234 to 893 code for a protein of 219 amino acids. Gene Ontology annotation, molecular function: superoxide dismutase activity; copper ion binding. Gene Ontology annotation, biological process: removal of superoxide radicals.
UCGGAUUCACUUCGCUUUCACUUUGCUCGUCCGUCAGCAUUGCAUAUCGAGUUUAUACUUCCGUGUGUGCGUAUGUGGCGAUGAACCAGCACCAUAAUCCGGUCUUGUCCUCGUCGUGACUCGUCGGUGACGUAACCCAUAAAUAGAAGUCAGGAGAGUAAACCCAGCAGACGUUAUCCGUCUUCGAGGAGAAACGAUUCUUUCUAAUAACGAUACGUGUACCAUAAAAAAAGAUGCAAAGAACAUUAAAGAUCGCGAUCAUGAUGAUCCUCGUAACGCAGAAAACGUACGCUGAGGUCCAUGAGCAAACGACGAUGAAUACAAACGAAAGGAUACUGUUCAUAAGAAGUCUUCCUGGUUAUCCUGGAAGUAGAAGCAACUUGUACGAGGUUUACAUGGAACCAUAUUUCUUUGUAAUAGGAAUGAAAGCAGUGGUUGAGAUGAAAGCACUCGGAAAAGAUGGAUCGCCAAUAGAAGGUCCUAGAGGAAGCUUGACACUGGAACAACAAGUCGAUGGAGUUAAGAUAAAUGGAACUAUAACGGGUUUGAGUCCGGGUAUACAUGGAUUUCAUGUACAUGAAAAAGGUGAUCUUAGAGAAGGAUGCGAUUCGGCUGGGCCGCACUUUAACCCAUACAUGGUAAAUCAUGGAGCACCAAAUGACCCAUUACGGCACGUCGGAGAUUUAGGUAAUAUCGAGGUCGGACCUGAUGGAGUAGCACAAAUCAACGGUAUGGAUCAUUAUCUGAGUUUGGUUGGAGUUCGCGGUGCCAUUGGAAGAGCAUUGGUAAUACAUGCAAAACCAGAUGACUUUGGUCGCGGAGGAACCGAAGAAAGCAUCAAAACUGGAUCAGCCGGAGCUCGAUUAGCUUGUGGCAUUAUUGGAUUUUCAUAAACGUAAUUUUUGAUUCUCCUUCGUCUCACUUUAUACUGUCCAUAAUGUCGAGUGUUUUAUUUCAAUAUCGAUCGUAUCUUAUCGAUUCUUCCAUUCAAACUCGAUCAACCUCAAGAAUUCUUCUACCAACUUGAAAGUGAAAUAGAACGACGAAUGUGAAAGGAUUAGAUAUCUGUCAUAUCCUAAGGGUAUACGACCACUCCUUUAAUAAUUAACAAGCAACUAUAAAUUUGCAUCGAUGAAUGUUCCCUUCUAACGCAAGCUAUCCUCACCAUAUAUUAUUGUAUACUUUUACACAAAUAAAAUGAUUAUUUUCACGUAAUAAAUAAAUAAAUAUAAACAUUUGGAAAAAUA